Psammomys obesus (fat sand rat) is the source of this 1168-nucleotide messenger RNA. It is a transcript of the gene Nphs2, whose product is annotated as NPHS2 stomatin family member, podocin. Gene Ontology annotation, cellular component: plasma membrane. Bases 1 to 1152 code for a protein of 383 amino acids. The transcript has 8 exons. The record is from RefSeq and is a predicted model, not a curated record. NCBI's taxonomy places the organism in Eukaryota, Metazoa, Chordata, Mammalia, Rodentia, Muridae.
AUGGACAGCAGGGCGCGGAGCUCUUCGAGGGAGGCGCAGCGGCGGGGUGGCAGGUCCUCCUCUAGGGAGGACAAGCGGGCGAAGGCCGAGAGGGGCAGCAGAGGCCGCGUGCGCCGGGAGGCUGGGUCAGAGCGGCGGAGCGCCGACCGGACGGGGACCCGGGGGGAGCCCCGAGCUCCCGCCGCCACCGUAGUGGACGUGGACGAGGUUCGGGGCUCCGGUGAAGAGGGCACCGAAGUGGUGGCGCUGCUGGAGAGCGAGCGACCAGAGGAAGGUGUCAAGGCCUCUGGGUUAGGGGCCUGUGAGUGGCUUCUUGUCCUUGCCUCCCUGCUCUUCAUCGUCAUAACUUUCCCUUUCUCCAUCUGGUUCUGCAUCAAGGUUGUACAAGAGUAUGAAAGAGUAAUUAUAUUCCGACUGGGACAUCUGCUUCCUGGAAGAGCCAAAGGUCCUGGCUUGUUCUUUUUUUUGCCCUGCCUGGAUACCUACCACAAGGUUGACCUCCGUCUUCAGACCUUGGAGAUACCUUUCCAUGAGGUGGUAACGAAAGAUAUGUUUAUAAUGGAGAUAGAUGCUGUCUGCUACUACCGCAUGGAAAACGCCUCUCUUCUUCUAAGCAGUCUUGCUCAUGUGUCCAAAGCCAUCCAGUUCCUGGUGCAAACCACCAUGAAGCGCCUCCUGGCGCAUAGAUCCCUCACUGAAAUUCUUCUGGAAAGAAAGAGCAUUGCCCAAGAUGUAAAGGUUGCCUUGGAUUCAGUGACCUGUAUUUGGGGGAUCAAAGUGGAGAGGACUGAAAUUAAGGAUGUGAGGCUGCCGGCUGGGCUUCAGCACUCUCUGGCUGUGGAAGCUGAGGCACAGAGACAGGCCAAAGUACGGAUGAUCGCUGCAGAAGGGGAAAAGGCUGCUUCUGAGUCCCUGAGGAUGGCAGCUGAGAUUCUGUCGGGCACCCCGGCUGCUGUUCAGCUUCGAUACCUGCACACUCUUCAGUCAUUGUCCACAGAGAAGCCCUCCACUGUGGUUUUGCCUUUACCAUUUGACAUGCUAAACCUUCUGUCUCCUCCUAGCAGCAGAGCACAAGGAAGCAUCAACUACCCAAAUUCUUCCAAACCUGUUGAACCACUAAAUCCCAAAAAGAAGGACUCUCCUAUGUUAUAGGGGUGAAUUGGCAAAA